This is a messenger RNA of Fonsecaea multimorphosa CBS 102226, 891 nucleotides long. RefSeq lists its product as uncharacterized. Lineage: Eukaryota; Fungi; Ascomycota; Eurotiomycetes; Chaetothyriales; Herpotrichiellaceae. Bases 1 to 891 code for a protein of 296 amino acids. Gene Ontology annotation, molecular function: actin filament binding. The record is from RefSeq and is a predicted model, not a curated record. The transcript is spliced from 2 exons. Gene Ontology annotation, cellular component: cytoskeleton.
AUGGCACCCUCAUCUAUCACAGCGACAGAGGCGGCAGAUUCGACUGCGGCGUACCGCAUCCAAGCGACUCCUGGCUUCGAGACACGGAAUUCAGAGCUCGAAGCACUUUCCGCCGGUGGGCCGGUGAUUCCAGGCAUUCCAUUGAUCGACGAUGUAUACUCUAAGCGUGCAUGGCAGUUGGAGCACCUGGCGGGAGCAUUCCGGGUGUUUGCUCGAAAGGGCUUCACUGAAGGGAACGCCGGGCAUAUCAGUGUCCGCGACCCGGUUGACCCGAAUACGUUCUGGAUUAAUCCAGUGAAUAGGCACUUCGCUCUGCUGACCGCGCAGGAUAUGGUGCAUGUCGACGAGAAUGGAGAGAUCGUUGGAGACAACAAAGUCGCCGUCAACACUGCAGGAUUCAUAAUUCACUCGGCUAUUCAUAAGGCACGGCCAGAUAUCAAUGCGGUAUGCCACGCCCACUCCGCUGCGGGCAAAGCCUGGUCAACAUUCGGUCGGCCACUAGAUAUCAUCAACCAGGAUGCUUGCACGUUUUGGAAUCACCAAGCCAUUUAUACUUCCUUCGGAGGGGUGGUACUUCAGAAGGAGGAAGGUCAGCGGAUCGCACAGGCAUUGGGGGACAGCAACCGUGUGGCGAUCCUCCAGAACCACGGACUUCUAACGACGGGACAUACUGUAGACGAAGCUGCAUAUCUUUUCACCCUGAUGGAACGGUCGUGUGAAGUUCAAAUCUUGGUGGAAAGCACUAAGAUUCCCAAGAGAAUCAUUGGCGACGCGGAGGCAGAGUACACAUACAAUGCUGCCGCGGGCCCGGAAGCUCUCUACACAGAGUUUCAGCCUGACUUUGAAUACGAGAUCAAAAUGUCUAAGGGUGAGCUGUCCAAAGGAAUUUGA